Molecule: messenger RNA, 2525 nt
Organism: Ostrea edulis (European flat oyster)
Lineage: Eukaryota; Metazoa; Mollusca; Bivalvia; Ostreida; Ostreidae
Exons: 3
Coding region: 235-1650 (471 amino acids)
Biological process (GO): protein polyubiquitination; proteasome-mediated ubiquitin-dependent protein catabolic process; negative regulation of translation
Molecular function (GO): zinc ion binding; ubiquitin protein ligase activity; translation repressor activity
Source: RefSeq, a predicted model, not a curated record
AAUCAUGGGACUAGACGGAAGGUCGAAAAAACAGGAAGGCCAUGUUGGAUUUUCAGUAAACUGUUUGUGUGACCCAGGCGUCAGAAAUGCAUCCCCAACGCAGUGCUCGGGAAGUCGUGCUGUGUGACCUCUGUGAAACUGUCCCCCUACGGGGUCAUUGUGAAGUUUGUAAUAUAAAUAUAUGAAAGGCCUGUGUUGGGAAAUACCUCUCCGCUUCCUCUAAAAAACAAUAGUAUGUCCUAUUUGCCGAGAAAGUCUACUCCCAGCUACUCGGAAUGUUCGAAACACGCCAAUGAACAUUGUAAACAUCACUGUGAUAAAUGUGACAUUCCUGUCUGUAUUACCUGCGUCGCCUCCGGUAAACACAAAGGUCACAAGUUAUCAGAAAUUCUGGAGAAACACAUCUACGAAAUCCAAAGUUUACAAAAGGAUUUAGAUGAACUCGAGACAAGAAUUUAUCCGCGAUAUGAAGAAUUGGCGUCCGAUAUUCAAACUGAAAAAGGUGAAAUAGAAACAAAUUACGGGAAAUUGACAACAGCUGCCGAAGAGGAAGGUGAAAUCGUACACCGGGAGAUCACCGCCAUUGUCAACCAGCGAAAAUCUGACAUUCAGGAGAUGAAAAACAAAUACCUAUGUACCCUGAAUAAAAAUGCGGAAGAAAUAACACAGAAAAUGGCGGAGCUCAAUCAGAUCAUGUCCGACUUGAAAUCAAUCCUAAAAUCAAACGACGUCUCCUUGACAUCUUCUUACAAAUCUAGGAAUUCCGAAUUUAGAACAUUACCGUCUAAAGUUCGGGUUACAUUGCCAAUUUUCACUCCUCGGAAAAUUAACACAGACCAGCUCUGGCAAAUGUUUGGUUCUCUGUCGCCAUUAGCCAUUAACACUGAACAUGGCGACACAAUGAAGUCAGCAGAAACUGUAUCGUCUCCUCCAGUCAAACCACUGCUUGAUGAGCCGCGCGUCACCGCCGCCAUAGACACUGGGUAUGAACAUCUAUACAGUGUUAGCUGCAUGCGUGAAGAUCAAAUCUGGACAUGCGGGAAUAACGAUAUCACGAAGCUCCUCAACCUCCAGAGUAAACUACUGACAUCAAUACAAACAAAGUCAGGGAGACAGCCAGAGGACAUAACCCUACAGGGGUGGAGACCUCGCUAUGUCUGCUGUACCGCGUGUAACGAUCUCCUGGUUACCAUGAACAGUGAUAAUUACAAACAAUCCAAAGUUGUCCGUUACUCUGGUUCCACAGAGAUACAAAACAUUCAGUUUGAUGAUCAGCGGCGUGCUCUCUAUUCAUCUGGUCCUUGCAGUAAGCACAUCAGUGAGAACAGGAACCUGGAUAUAUGUGUGGCUGACAAUGAAGCUAGUGCAGUAGUGGUGGUCAAUCAGUCAGGGAAACUUCGAUUUCGAUACACUGGUCACCCCCCUAAUACCAAGCAACAGUUUAAUCCACGCGGCAUCACUACAGACAGCCAGAGUCACAUCCUAACAGCAGACAAUAACUGUAUCCAUAUCCUAGAUCAGGACGGACAGUUCCUCUGUUACAUUCACUGCGAUUUACGCGAACCAUGGGAUUUAUGUGUGGACAUCAGAGACAACCUCUUUGUGGCUGAGUGGUCCACUGGUAAAGUGAAGAAAAUUCAAUAUCUAUAAGUACAGUGUUAAUUACACAUCUCUACACAGUAUUAAUUACAUCUAUCAAAACGGUGUUAAUUACACAUCUCUUCAGUGCUAUUUACAUCAGUGUGUUAAUCACAACUGCUUGUUAACAACGGUUCCUUGUUAAUUACAUAUCCUUGUUAAUUGCAGUAUUGUGUACAUUACAGCCAUGUGUUGAUUACAGUUCAUUGUUAAUUACAACUUUGUGUUUGUGAUGUGUAAUGUACUUAUGUUUGUGAGUUUAACUGAUAGAGAAUUAGUCUCUCACUGCUGUUUACUAAUUAUAUCUUACAAUAUCUGUAUCAUCGUGUUUAGAGCAAAAAUAUUAAUUUUCAUAUACUAAUUACUAAUUUGACUGUGUUACUAGUAAUCUAUCUGUACACAAUCUUUUUUGGACUAAUUUUACUGUGUUACUAGUUAUCUAUCUGUAUACAAUCUUUUGUGGACUAAUUUGACUGUGUUACUAGUUAUCUAUCUGUAUACAAUCUUUUGUGGACUAAUUUGACUGUGUUGCUAGUUGUCUAUCUAUAUAUAAUAUACAACCUUUUGUGGACUACUUUUACUCUUACUAGUUAUAUAUUUAUAUACAACCUUUUGUGGACCUAUUUGACUGUGUUACUAAUUAUAUAUAUAUAGACAAUCUUUUUGGACUAGUUUGACUGUGUUACUAGUUAUCUAUAUUCAAUCUGUUGUGGACUAAUUUGACUGUGUUACUACUUAUAUAUAUAUAUAAUAUUUUGUGGACUAAUUUGACUGUGUUACUAGUUGUCUUUAUGCAAUCUUUUGUGGACUAAUUUGACUGUGUUACUAUUCUUAUUUUGUUUGUUUAUUUUGUGUUUCAAUAUGCAUGCAAUUUUUCAAUAUGUGUA